This is a messenger RNA of Nematolebias whitei (Rio pearlfish), 687 nucleotides long. Its product is annotated as proenkephalin-A-like. The coding region runs from base 4 to 687 and encodes 227 amino acids. Lineage: Eukaryota; Metazoa; Chordata; Actinopteri; Cyprinodontiformes; Rivulidae. The record is from RefSeq and is a predicted model, not a curated record. Gene Ontology annotation, cellular component: plasma membrane; dendrite; axon terminus. Gene Ontology annotation, biological process: chemical synaptic transmission; sensory perception; neuropeptide signaling pathway. The transcript is spliced from 2 exons. Gene Ontology annotation, molecular function: opioid receptor binding.
GUGAUGGCACAGAGCAGCUGCCUGUGGAUGCUGGUUCUGGGUUCGUGCGUGUCCCUGGGGCUCGGUACAGACUGCAGGAAGGAGUGUGCACGCUGUGUGCACCGUCUGCAAGGACAACAGUCUGCCCUCUCAGCUCUGACAUGUUCACUUGAGUGCAAGGGUACCUUGGAUCUCCAGAAACUGCACAUAUGCCAGGACUUACUGUUCGAGGAAGAUAACAGCAUUUCUCUAGAUGCUGACUCCCAUCAACAGCAGGAACAGGAAGCAGUGGGUACCAUGAUGUCCAAUGAGGCUGCAGCAUCAUCUGAACGUCAGAUUGUCGAGAAGUAUGGUGGCAUCAUGAAACGCUAUGGAGGUUUUAUGUCCCGUCGCUCCUCUGCUCCCCCGGAGACAAAGAAUGAUCUGGGUAACCAGGAUGAGGAAGAAAACAUCCGCCUCAGAAUCCUAAACAUCAUCACUUCUGCCAGAGAACAUGGCAGUAAUGCAGAGAUGCAUGGAGACACAGCAUUGGGCAAUCUGCUGGAUGAAGUGUUGGGCCGUGGGCUCAAGAAAAGAUAUGGAGGCUUUAUGAGGCGUGUAGGGAGACCUGAGUGGCUGGUGAAUGGAAGCAAAAGUGGGGGGGCACUGAAAAGAGCUUGGGAGGGUAGUAAUGUGUUACAGAAAAGGUAUGGGGGCUUUAUGGACUAA